CUAAAACACGGGUUAGUUUACAAUCAUUCAUCGUACUAUUAGCAAUUAAUACACAGGUCCAAUUAAAAAUGACAAAGUUCUUUGUGGUACUGGUGUUAACAUUAUCAGCUUCUCUAAGCUAUGCAACAAAUAUAUCGGAAUUGUUCAAAAUAUGCCACCAAAGUGAUAAAGAUUUGGAUACCUGUUUAAAAGGGGCCAUUGAGGUUGCAAUCAAAGCAAUUGGAUCCAAAGGAAUCCCAGAUUUGGGUGUUCCUCCGGUUGAACCAAUUGCUGUUAAAGAGAUUACAUUCGGAUCUGGAACUGAUGCAGUUCAAUUGGACCAAACGUACUAUGAUGUCAAAUUACACGGAUUUACAGAUAAUUUGAAGAUAACCAAAGCUCAUUAUGAUGCUGGAAAGAAGAUCUUAACUUUUUCUACUUUCACUCCUAUUCUAAAACAACAGGGAAAAUACGACUUAAAAGGAAAAAUAUUGGUUAUACCGGUAUACGGAAAGGGAGAUUCUCUUGUUACAUUAAAGGAUGUAACAAUGAACCAUGUCAUAACUUUCGAAGAAGAGAAGAAGCAGGGAAAAACAUACCUUAAAGUUAUCAAUUACGAAGGCGAAAUGUUUCUUAAGGGAGCAAACUUCGACUUUAAGAAUUUAUUUGACGGCAACAAACUACUUUCGGAUAAUAUUUUGAAAGUCGUGAACGAGAACUGGAGUGUUAUUAUUGGCGAACUUCGUGAGGGUAUAGUUAAAUCUUACAGCCAAAUAUUCUCGUCGAUUGCACAGUCCCUUGUAAGUAAGGUUCCCGUCAACGAUAUUUUCCCGAGUUAACUACAACGUGUAUUACUAGGUGUGAAGUUACGAUUAAUUAGUAAAGUUUGUUACAGUUAAAAUUGAGUUUUUUUUAAGUUGUUUAUUUGUGCUCCUUACAUAAUAAUAAAUAAAAUACAUAAAUCGAU
This is a messenger RNA of Diabrotica balteata, 946 nucleotides long. The record is from the annotation of a GenBank genome assembly. NCBI's taxonomy places the organism in Eukaryota, Metazoa, Arthropoda, Insecta, Coleoptera, Chrysomelidae.